AUAAUCGCGACUCCGGGUGAGGGUGAGCUACCAGGAACCGGGGGGGGAUUGAGGCGGGACACACGAUUUGCGUUCCAACCGUCGGCUUACGGACUGCUGGAACUGGAGCAGGCAACACGACACACUGCUGGGCGCUUAUGUCUCGCGACCCACGACGCCCACGACGCUGAAACGUGCUGGGGACGGUACGCGCAGGUAAGCCCAUCGCUGCCUGGGACAGAAUGGAAGCCUUAGCAGUGUCUCCACUGACUGACUGACUGACACUAUCGCGAGCGCACAACGCACGCACAUACCCUUCACCGGGACCGGAGCACCAACUGAGCCACCCAUACACACGCAGUACUGCCCGAUACUUACUGGUGAUCGAAUCGAUCGAUUCCCGAGGUGCGAGGACUUCCUUCGCAGGGCGAGUCGUCGACACCGUUGCAGUGCAGCGUGAGGGACGUCGGGCUUGGAAGCGCAGUUUGGAAGCGCUCCAGUUCGGAUCGGACCGCUACCGAGCGGACGGGCCAGAAACGGUCACUAGACAUUGGACCAGCUGGACGCAUGUGGAAUUCCAUCGAUACCGGGGGUUCUUCUGGCCGCAGUGAUGAAACGAAAGCAGCGCCGCUACAGGACGACAUUCAACUCGCUCCAGCUGCAGGAGCUCGAGCGUGCCUUCCAGCGAACCCACUACCCGGACGUGUUCUUCCGGGAGGAGCUCGCGGUGCGUAUCGAUCUUACCGAGGCACGCGUCCAGGUUUGGUUCCAGAACCGUCGGGCCAAGUGGCGCAAAAGCGAAAAGACAACCGUCGGCGGUGAGCCAGACUCGCAACAGGACCAGCAAGAUCAGCAGCACCCACUCUCCACGUCAUCCUCAUCGUCGACAGGUACGGCCACCCUGUGCGGACCACGUGCUGACGGGACGGGUGAGAGUGUGCUCGGUGAUGUGGGCAUACUGGUGGAUACGGGUGAUGGAACCGGUGGUUCCAGAAUGCUUGACGAUGAGGAAGAUGACGAUGGGCUGGUGGGACUCCCGGACGAAGUACUGCACGGGAUGGGUGGAUCACUCAAAGCGCAGCAUCAUUCGCAAACGACGGGCGGUUUAGGCGGGCUAGCGAAGGGCGCAGGAUUGAGCGAUUCAAUGUCGAGCGACCAACCGGUACACCAUCAUCACCAUCAUCAUCUACAGCAUCAUCUGCAACAUCAACAUCAGCAUGUGGGGCCGAGCUCGCGAGCGUCCCUGCUGGAUGCGGUUGAUGUAACGCUUCCGGGCAGUUCUAGCACAUCGGGACUGACCUUCGACGGUGGUUCACUGCACAGUAUGACGCUCGGUCUGCCAGACGAUCCCACCGGUUCCGGUACGGUGAGCACGUCCGGGUACAGUGUGGUGGAUGCGGAGCUACCACGCCUCACCAUCGGAUCGCUCUCAUCGCCCGGUCGUCUAUCGCCCAACCUGUUCCUUAACCUCAACUUUGACCAUCUUAACUCGCUGGACGGUAGCCGGUCCAGCAGUUUGACGUUCGAGUGGAACAGCUUCACCGGAACGACGACCACGUCCGCUAACUCGACCAAGCUUACUCCCUCGGGUACAUCGUACAGUAGCUCCGUGAAUCCUUCAACCGAUGGUCUAGGGACGGUGAAUGUGUCUAGUGCUAGUCAGGAUGGUGCUGGUGGUUGUUGCUCACUUCAUCCAAACGAUGGAACGGCGCAGCAGCAGCAGCAGCAACAGACGCUACAACACCAUCAGCCGCACGAGCAUCACCAGCACCAUCAGCACCAUCACCAUCAGCAGCAACAGCAUCCGUCCUCUGUGUACGACGACGAGAUGAAGUUCCUGCACGUGGAUCACUUCGGUGCGAUGGAGAGUUUCAAGCACGAAUCACUCUUCAACCUCGAUCAAACCCUGCUCAGUGCGUCUGGGCCACCGUCCACCGAUCAACCGCUCACGCUACUACAGCAGCACCAUCAGCAACUACCAUCACACCCACACCAUCACCAUCAACAGCAGGUGUUGUGUGGCAGCCAAAAGAACACUCUCCAACAGCAGCAGCAGCAGCAGCAACACCACCACCAUCACCAUCAUCACCACCAUCACCAUCCGCACCAUCAGACGACCGCUUCCCAUCACCACACGCAUCACGGUCACCCUCAUCUCGGUGUGCUGGUGGAUGAACUCUCUGGCUUCCCGUCGCUCGGUGACCAUUCUGGGUCUGGUGCGGCCGGUGACGAUGAGUCCGGCCAGCCGGCAGCCUCCGUCUGUGUGGACGAUCCGCAACGGGCAUCACCGUCCGAGUUGCUCGAUCUCGAGCGACCGAUCAACAUACACAUCAACGUGGAGGACGGUCUCGAUACGCUGCACACGGACGACAAGUUCUGACGCCCAACAGCAGCACAACGUCACAUUCAGGGGCCCAAGUGUGCUAGCUAAUCCGUAGCCACUAAACAGUUUAGUGUUUUUGCUUUGAAACGUCACCUUACGAAUCUAACCAUCGCCAUCCAUGGCAAAAGGGCAGUGAGAAGGCGGUACGAUACCAGCCAGUGGACUGUUUUUAUUCAGUUACCAGCAAAACGGCUUUUUGUUAUGUUUUGUUUCUUCUUCUUCUUCCUCUUCUUACCCAUUCUAUCUUCUUAAGCGCUAACGGUAGUAGGCAAGGAAGAACCAAUGAUCCAAUGUUCUCUCACCAAUGUCUGUUGGGCGCGUUGAAGUUUGGAGCUUAAAUAAAACGAUUUCGACCGUGUUAUAGGCGAAUGUUUUACAA
Messenger RNA from Anopheles stephensi (Asian malaria mosquito), 2741 nucleotides. Its product is annotated as transcriptional regulator ovo-like. Gene Ontology annotation, molecular function: DNA-binding transcription factor activity, RNA polymerase II-specific; RNA polymerase II transcription regulatory region sequence-specific DNA binding. The coding region runs from base 590 to 2359 and encodes 589 amino acids. Gene Ontology annotation, biological process: regulation of transcription by RNA polymerase II. The record is from RefSeq and is a predicted model, not a curated record. The transcript has 2 exons. Lineage: Eukaryota; Metazoa; Arthropoda; Insecta; Diptera; Culicidae.